This is a messenger RNA of Lethenteron reissneri (Far Eastern brook lamprey), 654 nucleotides long. RefSeq lists its product as uncharacterized. The record is from RefSeq and is a predicted model, not a curated record. NCBI's taxonomy places the organism in Eukaryota, Metazoa, Chordata, Hyperoartia, Petromyzontiformes, Petromyzontidae.
CUCGGAGUAAUGGGAUCAAAUGGAGGCUGAAAAGCAGCGUUCAAAGCGUCGGAUAUCAUCAGGUGUGGGUGUGAGGAGUGAGGACGGAGAGAGUCACCUGCCUACGUGCACCCCGAAUCAGCCGUCACGGAGGCGGCUGAGCGACGAGACGGCCUCUUCACUCGAGACGAGCGGCCCUGCCGCUGCCAACGAGGAGCUGGAGCGAGCCUGGCUUGUGGAUGAAAGCAACAUCGUGAGGUCACGCGCUGCCAACUCCUUUGGGUCACCCAACGGAAUGGGGUUCGCGCUGCGUGCGCGCAUGCACAACCGCGUGGCACGGGAGCACGCCGGCCACUGGCCUCCUGCCACCAUCGCCACCGCUGCCACCACCGCUUCACGUCUGUGCCACAGCACCCUGGCUACGGAGGGCACGCACGUGCCAGGAUUCGCCAGACGCCAGCCAGGGGAUUGGAGUCACUUCCCAGGGGCUCCCCCAGCAGCAGCAGCAGCAGCAGCGAGCACGCACGCCGCCACGUGCCAGGCCUCCCGACUCGCCGAGCGGCAGGGGGCAAGGCUCAAAUCGAGGGAGCUCAAAGCAGCGGUACAGAUUUGCUGAAUCCACACAACCGCGUGUCUCAGCAAAGCGCAACGCACUGCCAAUUAUUUCACUUUCAC